Bolinopsis microptera is the source of this 1726-nucleotide messenger RNA. RefSeq lists its product as uncharacterized. Gene Ontology annotation, cellular component: plasma membrane. Gene Ontology annotation, molecular function: ammonium channel activity. Gene Ontology annotation, biological process: ammonium transmembrane transport; ammonium homeostasis. Lineage: Eukaryota; Metazoa; Ctenophora; Tentaculata; Lobata; Bolinopsidae. The transcript has a single exon. The coding region runs from base 9 to 1370 and encodes 453 amino acids. The record is from RefSeq and is a predicted model, not a curated record.
AGACGACCAUGGACCUCUCUGACUCCCUAACAAACUCAACGGACACAGCAUUCCUGAUUUUUUGUGGAGUCCUUGUUCUCAGCAUGCAGCUGGGAUUCUCUCUUCUUGAGAUUGGCAGUGUCUCUAGGAGAAAUACGAAUAACAUCAUCUUUCAAAAUCUCAUGGAUGCAUCUGUAGGGGGUGUAUCCUUCUAUAUCUUCGGAUACGCCUUCGCAUUCGGUAAAGGCUCACCAUUUAUAGGUUUCUCCGACUUUGCUAUCUCCGGGCUAUCCACCAGCCAGGACUAUGCAUUCUGGUUCCUUCAGUUCGCAUUCGCUGCUACAGCUUCCUCGAUAGUGGUGGGUGCCAUUGCAGAGCGGACCAAGUUGGCAUCUUACUUUGUAUUUUCAAUGGCACUCACGGGCCUGGUAUACCCGGUGGUUGUUCAUUGGGUGUGGUCUGGAACAGGGUGGGCUUCGACUGCUCUACCUGCAGCCUCUCGGCUCUUUGGGGUCGGAGCUAUAGAUUUUGCUGGUUCCACUGUGGUGCACUCUGUUGGAGGUCUGACAGCCUUGAUAGCUUGCAUUCUCCUGGGAGCAAGAAAAGGCAGGUUUGAAGAAGAUGGACAUGUGAACCACCUUUCACAGCAAAGUACUCUCCUUCAGACUACAGGAACUCUGGUCCUCUGGAUUGGAUGGUACGGGUUUAACACCGGCUCAGCCUUGUCGAUUAAAGGAAACAUGGCCGUUAUCUGUGGCAACGUGGUGGUCAAUAUGACGAUAAGUGCUGCCACUGCUGGGUUGACAAGUGCAGCCCUGAGUCGCUUCUUCAAUGGAUCCUUAGAUGUUCCUGUCGUCAACAAUGGUAUUCUCACCGGCCUAGUCUCCGUUACCGCUGGAUGUGGGGUUGUAAAUGCCUACACCUCUCUUAUAAUCGGCUUCGGUGGUGCCGUCUUUUACUUCAGUGCCUGCAAGCUCCUCCUCUGGUUCAAGAUAGAUGAUGCCGUUGAAGCAGUUCCAGUUCACUUAGCCGGUGGAGUUUGGGGCACCUUAGCAGUGGGUUUCUUUGCUGUUCCCGAGCAUGUAGAAACAUUGUACGGUACAGCAAGUUGUGGAAUACUCUACAGAUCUCACUGUGACCCAGGCAAUGCAGAGAAACAACUUGCUGCUCAGGUUGUGGUAAUACUAGCUAACCUAGCGUGGUCCGGGGUGAUGGCUACGUUGGUAUUCGGAGGGUUGAAGCUGGCUGGCUGGUUACGAGUAGAUGAGGAGAGUGAGAGGGUGGGUCUAGAUACUGCGUAUCAUGGUGGUGACGCUUAUGAAGUUGACGUGAUCACACCUAAAGCUCUUCCAGCAAAGGAAGGAACUGAGAUGACAGAUAAUUUGAUAUAAUGAAGGACACAAUUAAAAAACCGAUUGGAUACCUGAUAUAUACCUGGUAUCUAGCUCGGACGAUGUCUACUCUGACGAAAGCACUAUUCUCAUUUAGGGUUCCCUGACGCACUGCACGGUCUCUCAGCUCUCUGACUCCCAUUUCUGCUGCUUCUAUUGCGUCCUUAUCAUCAACACUCAGCUCCGUGAUACCUCCUAGCACUGUGAUGGGGACAGUUUAGAUUAAAUUCUACAUAUUCAUUGCAUGAUCUCAACCAUGUACAGUGGGGACAGUGUAGAUUUUAGAUGUUCAUUGCAUGAUCUCAACUAUGUAUUAUCUUGUUAUGUUUUUGGCUAAAUCACUCGUAGUUUAAAAA